This is a messenger RNA of Neltuma alba, 665 nucleotides long. Its product is annotated as 40S ribosomal protein S21. The transcript has 4 exons. The coding region runs from base 142 to 390 and encodes 82 amino acids. The record is from RefSeq and is a predicted model, not a curated record. Lineage: Eukaryota; Viridiplantae; Streptophyta; Magnoliopsida; Fabales; Fabaceae. Gene Ontology annotation, cellular component: ribosome. Gene Ontology annotation, molecular function: structural constituent of ribosome. Gene Ontology annotation, biological process: translation.
CUGAGAAACUAGGUUUUCGUCAUAUAAGAUUCAUUUAUCUACGAAGUUCACCGUCUCUCAUCGGCGCGCUGGUUUCUUCGCCUCCCUUGGUUCGUAGAUCUUUAACGGAGAAUUUUUCAUACGCUCCGAGAAAAAAAGAAGAUGCAGAACGAGGAAGGCCAGAUUACUGAGCUUUACAUCCCAAGGAAAUGCUCCGCAACAAAUAGACUGAUAACUGCAAAGGACCAUGCGUCCGUGCAGAUCAACAUUGGGCAUCUCGAUGAGAACGGUAUUUACAAUGGCCAUUUUUCCACAUUUGCUAUGUGUGGUUUCAUCCGUGCCCAGGGGGAUGCUGACAGUGCAUUAGAUCGUCUGUGGCAGAAGAAGAAAGUCGAAGUCAAGCAACAGUAGAGGAUGAUAAAUUUUCUCUGAAGUUUGGUUGCAAGUUAUAUUCGAGAAUUAUUACUAAGUUUUUGUUAGUUUAGUUAUGAAUGUUGCUAUACCUGAUUUGUCCACUCGCGGUACCAACCGAAUGUCCUUUCUGGCUGACUAUGUGAUGCAUUUGGAAGUGAUUUGAUAAUUGAUUGGGUUCCUCCUCGUAGUGGUCUGGCGUUAUGUUACUAUUAUCAUCCGCUUGGUUAUUGUUGGAUAGCGUCCGGAUAAAUAUCAUGACUGAACUUGAAAUC